Molecule: messenger RNA, 1222 nt
Organism: Hyphopichia burtonii NRRL Y-1933
Lineage: Eukaryota; Fungi; Ascomycota; Pichiomycetes; Serinales; Debaryomycetaceae
Gene: PNP1
Product: purine-nucleoside phosphorylase
Exons: 1
Coding region: 142-1065 (307 amino acids)
Biological process (GO): nucleoside metabolic process
Cellular component (GO): cytoplasm
Molecular function (GO): purine-nucleoside phosphorylase activity
Source: RefSeq, a predicted model, not a curated record
CUGAAUAAGUGUGCCUCAAAUUAACGGUCUGUAGCUAAUCCUGGUCUGAUUUUGUUCCCUUUUUUUUUUCUGCACGGAGUUGUUUUUUUUUGUUAAAUAUCACAGAUAUCUUUUGAAGGGACUUCAAUCAAAUAAAACUAAAUGUCGUCGGAUUUGAUAACCCCAGAGCAAUACAUUGACUUGAUUGGCCAAGCUGUUAAUAAAAUCCAAUCGGUUUUGCCAACAGAUUCAGCUAUAUCCAAGCCGAGAGUAUUAAUAAUAUGCGGAUCAGGGUUAGGUGGGAUAGCCAGUCUUUUAGACAAAGAGUCCCUAAUUGAAUUAUCUUAUAAGAAUAUUCCAGGAUUUAAGACAUCGACUGUUCCUGGUCAUGCCGGUAAACUAGUUUUUGGACUAAUCGGAUCGAACAAGGUACCUGUGAUAUGUAUGGUUGGACGUCUUCACUACUAUGAAGGGUAUACUUUCCAACAAACUACUUUCCCAGUCAGAGUAAGCAAAAAGCUUGGUGUCGAGAAUGUGAUUGUUACAAAUGCAGCAGGUGGAGUGAAUCCAUCUUUCAAACCAGGUGAUCUAAUGAUAAUCAAUGAUCACAUUGAUUUUCCAGGUCUUGCUGGCCAACAUUCAUUGAGAGGUCCUAAUUUGGAGACUUUUGGAGAUCGUUUCCAACCUUUGUCUGAUGCUUACAGUCACGAAUUGCGGAAGAAGUUCUUCACCAAAGCUAAAGAAUUGGGUGUUACUCGUAAUAUUUAUGAAGGGACUUAUUUAUUCGCCUCAGGUCCAACUUUUGAAUCAAGGGCUGAAGUGAGAAUGCUUAGAGUAAUUGGAGCCGAUGCUGUUGGUAUGUCGACUGUUCCUGAAGUCGUUGUAGCCCGUCAUUCGGGCCUCAAUGUUUUGGCAUUAUCCUUGAUAACGAACUCUGGUAAUGGAGAGAAACCACCAAGUGUAUUUGAUGAAAACGCCAAACCCCUCAAUGAGAACAUAGCAUCGCAUGCCGAAGUUUUACAAGCUGCAGAUGAAGCUUCCAAAGACGUUACAAGAAUUUUUGAAGCUACUAUCAAUGAAUUAUAAGUUGCAUUCAAUUAUAUGCAUCUAAAGAUAUAUGUACGAUCAAGAAAUAAAAUGAAUGGUUUUCUUAAAAUUUUAAAGCACAGUAAUAUACGCCUUCCCAACACCAAUCAUGUCUUAACUUUACCAGUAUUGAUUGAAAUAAAUAUACCACGAUGAU